AUGGUGAUCGCUGGCAGGCAGCAGACAUCGAGUAUGGUCAAAGUAGUUUCCGUUCACCAGGUCCAGGGGGAAAACAUCCAAUACCUAGAGUUCUAUUACCAUUGCGGAGGGCCAAGGAUCUCUGGCAAAUUCGACCACGACUUCUGGGCCCGCACAGUUCUUCAGAUGGCGCAGUCCGAGACAGCUGUACGGCAUGCUCUGCUUGCUCUUAGCUGCCUCGCGAAAUCGGAGUCUGGGACGCUCAAGGACGCUCGCUCCGGGCUUGUUGCGGUGUCGAAACAGAAGACCAUGAUCACGCACUAUAAUAAGGCUUUGACACAAUUAGUCCAAAGAAUGGCCGAGCCAUCGUACUCUCCGGAAGUUGGACUGGUCUGUUGCUUGAUCUUCAUAUGCUUGGAGUCGCUACGCGGGAACUACGACGCGGCAUUGACCCACUAUAAAAGCGGUCUUGAUAUCAUUUCCGCCUUCAAGAACAGGAGCAGGUGCAUAACAGGACCAGCCGAAAAUGUUCGCCCUGACAUGAUUGAGGAAGUCAUACUCCCGUUGUUCACGCGAAACAUCGCAACAGCUAUCAUAUACGGUCUUCCAUCUGAGCAUGUCUCGUUCAACUCCCAGUACCCAAUCGGAACGCAAGAAUGCAUCUUCAACACGAUCCUCGACGCCGAUCUAUCCGCACACAACCUGCGCAACAUGGCGUUUCUCCUCAUCCGAAAUCUCGGCACGAAAAUCAUCACGCAGGAACCUUACACCGAGGAAGAACUGCAAGAGCUAGCGGACUGCAUAGCACACCAUCAAGUCUGGCUGCGCGCACUCGAGAAGUUCGAACGCGAGACAAAUCUCUCCGAGGAAGAUGUCGUGGCGGCGACUAUGCUCAAGGCCAUCCACGUCCUCAUGUAUGUCUUUGCCUCGCGCCUGUUGUUGCAAAGUCAGACGGAUUUCGACCAGCACCUCGAUGACUUCAAGGCUAUAUGA
Parastagonospora nodorum SN15 is the source of this 972-nucleotide messenger RNA. RefSeq lists its product as hypothetical. NCBI's taxonomy places the organism in Eukaryota, Fungi, Ascomycota, Dothideomycetes, Pleosporales, Phaeosphaeriaceae. The transcript is spliced from 2 exons. Bases 1 to 972 code for a protein of 323 amino acids. The record is from RefSeq and is a predicted model, not a curated record.